AUGUUCAGUUUUAUUUAUUCAGAACGUAUGAUGAAAAUAACAGCCAUUUUGAAUCAGGAUGCAUUCAUACCAUGUGAAACAAGAAGUUCAUUAAUAGAUUGGAAUCUAUUACGUCAUCAAUCGUAUCAAUCGGAUAAUAGUCUUAAUAAACAAAUACGAUAUCGUAAUUCAUUUGGUCGAAUCAAUUUAAUUCUAUGGUAUCGAGAUGGAGUUAACGUUCCAUUUUAUACAGUUGAUGCACGAGCUUUAGGCAAUUUGCUUAAUAAUGAUAAAGAGGUUAAUGAUGAUAACGAACAACAAAUACCGAUCGAUCAUUCGAUGUUAACUAAUCCGGCCGUACGACAUAUAACAAAUGAUAGUCGUAUGGUUUUGGAUCUAAGUAAAAUGACGCCUUUGUUACGAAUCAAAAACGUGACCGAACAUGAUGAAGGCCUUUAUCAUUGUCGAGUAGAAUACUCGAAUCAUCGUACAUUUUCCACUGAAAUACGCCUCAACAUUGUUGGCCCACCGAUCUCGAUACUCAUAACCGAUACGGAAGGAAAUCAAUUAGAAGGUAUAAUUGGUCCAUAUAAUGAAUUUCAAAAUGUUACAUUAAUCUGCAAAGUUUUUGGAGGAAAUCCGAAGCCGAAUGUAAUUUGGUUUCGAAAACAAAGACUUUAUGAAGAAAUUGUCGAUGAUAGCUACGAAUCGUAUACAUUAGAGAAUUCAACAAUCAAUGGUAUUGUACGAAUGGCAGUUGUUAAUGUUCUCAAUUUACGCCGAUUAGAUCGUAAUGAUUAUAUGGCCAGCUAUCUUUGCCGUGCGUCGACUCGAUUCUAUUAUCGUCCAUUGAUUGCUUCAAUUACAAUCGACAUGAAUUUGAUGCCUGUUACCGUCAGAAUUUUUAUGAGUCGAUAUCAUCAACAGAUAAGUUUAUCAGCCGCAACACAGCCAGUGAUGGCUGAUAAAAUUGUCGAAUAUGGUUGUCGUACUGAAGGUUCUAAACCAAAUGCCAAUAUCGAAUGGUUUCUUGAUGAUCAACGAAUAAUUGUUCCAUCCAAAAUAGCAUCCAACAGUGUCGAUAAUGAUUUUUUGAUUCAAAAAACUGCUUCAUAUCAAUGGAUGUCAACAUCUUUUAAUAAUUGUAUUGUAAAUGAUGAUAGUAACAUUGUAAACGGAAAUGAACAAAUGGUCAACCAAAUAGCAAAAACAACAACAACAACAACAUCAUCAUCAGAAAUGUUGUUGAGUAAUGACAAUUCAAACUGGAAACUAACAGUAAAUGAACAAAUAAACUAUCAAAACAACUUAUUAUCUCAACAACAACAACAACAACGACAAAAGAAUCGACGACGAUGUAAAUUUUUGUCCAUUAUGGAAACACAUAAAACGAAUAGCACCUUAUCAAUUAUUCGAUUCAUACCCGAUUUUAGUGACAAUAAUCGUAUUCUUUCUUGUCAGGCUUCCAAUCCAUUUAUCGCCAUGGCCGAUAAUAACAAUAAUAAUAAUAUGACCGCGAACAAUUCGUUUAGUAGCCGAAGUAAUAAUAACAAUAGCAACAACAACAACAGGAUAACCGAUAAAAUAACGCUCAAUAUUCAAUAUGGACCGAUCGUUACAAUUGGAAUUGGAUUACAGAUAGAUAAUCAACAACAAGAACAACAACCGGAAAACAAUAGUCAAAAUAACAAUAAUAAUAAGAAUAACUACAAUAUUAACGAUUUAGGUCUAAUACAAUUUGAACGUAAUUUUAAUGUUGAUGAUGUGGAACAACCAGAGCAGAAAAUUAUUACUAUUGCCGAACAUCUAUUGUCAUUGGAAUUAAAUUGCCAUAUCAAAGCAAAUCCAUGGAUUGAGAAAGUGUUAUGGUAUUUAAAUGAUACUAUUAUCGAUGUUGUAGAUGAUUAUGAAAAGGAAUUGGAAAAUUUAUCAUCAACGAUUCAUGAUAUUACUAUUUCAUCUCAUCAUUUUUAUUUAACCAAUCACAAUCAAACAUUAAGAUUGAAAACGAUCAAUCGUUUUAUUCAUUCCGGAUAUUAUCGUUGUAAAGCGUUUAAUUCUAUCAAUGAAAGCUUUAGUGAAAUUAUCAAAUUAAAUGUGGCGUAUGCACCAAAAUGUAUGAAUCCAGAAACACAAUUCUUAAUUGUUCGCCGUAAUGUUGGCCAAAUGAUGGUCGAUUGUCAAAUCGAUUCGGAACCAUCAGUUAAUGUUACCUACAAAUGGAAAUUAUCAUCUUCAAAGCUUACAACAUCAGUUGAUGAAAUGGAAAUAAAAACCAAUGAUGACAAUGAUGAUUCUGCCGAAAUGAGAGAUAUCGAAAAUGAUAGCCAUCAAACAUCGUUAACAGAAACAAUCAUAAUUGAUAAUGACAGUUCGAUAUUGGAUGUAAUUAUCGCUGUGAAUCGAUAUUUUGUCAAUUAUAAUGGUCCUCAAUUCAGUGAUAAUAAAAAAUAUGAUGACAGCGAUUCGAUUAUUAAUGAGCCAUUGAUGGAUUCAUAUUCUACGUUAUUGCUACAAUGUCAAGCACAGAAUAUGAUUGGUGAGCAGAAAAAACCAUGCACGUUUAUGCUACACAUUCAUCCGGGUAAGCAUUCAAUUGAAAUGUCACUGUAUACCGAAUUCACAGCAGAAAAUCUUUCCAAUAACAAAGUUAUUGCUAUCAUAACCUAAUGAACUUUCACCAGGUCCACCGCAAAAGAUACAAAAUUGUAUGUUUGGAUUGAACAAAACAAUUGACCC
Molecule: messenger RNA, 2718 nt
Organism: Dermatophagoides pteronyssinus (European house dust mite)
Lineage: Eukaryota; Metazoa; Arthropoda; Arachnida; Sarcoptiformes; Pyroglyphidae
Source: RefSeq, a predicted model, not a curated record